AUGCAGUGCGAUCAAUGCCGUCUUCGAAAGAUUCGAUGUGAUAAGCAGCUUCCAUGCUCGAAUUGCAGGAAUUCUCGGCUCUCCUGUCGGUCGACUGGGGCUGGACGAAAGCCCCGAGAGCAGCAACGGCGAAUUCUCAUUUCCAGUCAAUAUGAAAGAAAGAUCGAUUUGAUUGAAGAACGCCUCGUGGGGAUAGAGCAAGCCAUCCGCAGCUUGAAGCGAGACGAUGACACUCCCAGGGCCGCAGAGUCAUCCCUGUCCUUCCAACCCACUCCAGUCUCGAUGAAGAACGGCACCACCGUUGAUUCGGCGCAGAUAAUUCGGGGGACGCUGGAUCAGCACGAGCCAAGCUCGCCGUUUGAAGGCAACUCCUCGCUGGCGGCGCACUCGGCGUACGCCAGUCAGUUCCUGGAGACUGCAGUCUCCAGUUCGUUGAGAGAGACGAGCCCCAAGAUGAAGGCGGCUCUCUCGACGCUGCGGCAGCUGGUGAGCAUGCAGGCCCAUCCCCAGCUGCACUCAGGAGUUCGGUUUCCGAACCAGAAGCCUCUACCAGAAGCUGGAGUGCGCGACUUGUCCAUGCCACCGAUGGAGGCUACCGUUAAACUUUUACGUCAGAUCAAAGGAUACAAUGUUUCGUCCUUUUUCAGUGUCUACUGCCCCUUCAUCUCGAUCGAAGGAUUCACCGAAAAAUGUCGCCGCAUCUAUUUCUGCACAGAGGACUAUUCGGACACAACUUUCAUCGUGGUCAAUAGCGGAUUGUACAACAUGUUCAUGGACUGUGGCUUCAUGUCCCAGAACCCCGCCGUGCGCGAAGAAUAUCGCGCGUACGUCUCGUGCUGUCGGAAUAAUCUGGAGACGGCCCUGGCAAACCUGAACCUGCUCCUACCGGCGACCAUGGAGACGGUCGAAGCACUGAUAUUAGGGUCCAUGCAUGCCAUUGAAGUCUCCAAGCCAUCCUUCGGAUGGACCUUGACGUCGACCGCGCUGCAGAUCUGCCAGACGCUGGGCUACCACCGGGCCUCGUCUAUGCAAAACGAUGAGCAAGUAGUCCGGGAGGGAAAGCAACGGGUCUUCUGGUCGGCGUACGUGUUGAACCGGGCGCUGUCGCUGCGUCUGGGCCGUGCGUCGGCCAUCCAGGACUACGAUAUCUCGAUCCCCAAUUCGUUCGGAGCGUUCAGCCUCUCUGACAGGUGGAAGGAAGUGUACUCGCUCUGGGUCAAGCUGGCCUCGAUCCAGGGCAAGGUAUACGAGCUGCUGUACAGCCCUGCGGCGCUGUGCCAGCCCGAAGAGGACCGGGUCGUGUACGCGCGCCGCCUGGCCGCCGAGAUGAACCAGGCUGUCAUGCAGCCGUUUGAGCAGCUACGGCCACAUCUCGGGCACCUCGACGAAAUCGACACCAUCUUCCUCACUUCCGACGAGAUCAGCCGGCUCUCCGUCCUCACCCUCAUCUACCGCGCCAUCCCUCCACCUGCAGGAUCCCCCGGUACCUUUAGUGCCGACUGCGUCGACACCGCGCGCGCCGCCCUCCACCGAUUUCACGAGAGUAUGCGUCUUGUCGCCCGCGAGAGCGACAAGCUUUUUCAAUGUUCCUACAUGCAUUGGACCGUUCUGUACGCCCCCUUUGUCCCCUUCAUCGUCAUCUUCUGCCAUGUGAUCGAAGGCUCCGAUACACAAGACGAUCUCGCCCGACUCACCGAGUUCGUCGCCUCGCUCGAGCCGCUCUGCUCGCUCUCGGAGGCGAUCAACAAGCUCCACCGGCUGUGCGCCGUCCUCAGCUCUGUCGCAACGCUGUACAUCGAGGCCCAGGCGCAGAAGCAGGAGGACGAGACCCUAGCCUCCAUCGGGCAGGAAUUCGAUACCUAUCUCUCUGCUUUGGGGCUGGCAACGUCAAUAUCCACAGAGGAUAACAACAACAACAACAACAACAACAGUAAUGCGAAUAAUCCGACCAAUACGCUCUGGACGAACAUGAUGACCGAUGAUCCUGCUUCUGCUGCUGCUACGGCGGACCCGGCGACGCAGUUGGGGAACUGGUUCUCCGGAAAUCAGUAUAUGAUGGGAUUGCUAGAGGGUGAUUUUGAACCGUUGGGUCGGAUAGAAUAG
Messenger RNA from Penicilliopsis zonata CBS 506.65, 2103 nucleotides. RefSeq lists its product as hypothetical. Gene Ontology annotation, biological process: DNA-templated transcription; regulation of DNA-templated transcription. The record is from RefSeq and is a predicted model, not a curated record. The coding region runs from base 1 to 2103 and encodes 700 amino acids. Lineage: Eukaryota; Fungi; Ascomycota; Eurotiomycetes; Eurotiales; Aspergillaceae. The transcript is spliced from 6 exons. Gene Ontology annotation, molecular function: DNA-binding transcription factor activity, RNA polymerase II-specific; DNA binding; zinc ion binding.